Messenger RNA from Penicilliopsis zonata CBS 506.65, 930 nucleotides. RefSeq lists its product as hypothetical. Lineage: Eukaryota; Fungi; Ascomycota; Eurotiomycetes; Eurotiales; Aspergillaceae. The coding region runs from base 122 to 601 and encodes 159 amino acids. The record is from RefSeq and is a predicted model, not a curated record. The transcript has 2 exons.
CAAGAAUAAGCAGUGUGAGACCUUUUGGCGCCCGAACGCCAGUUCGCCAUUUAUCAACAAUUCUUGGCUCUGGUUCGUCAUUAGUCAUGAUUUGAUUGAUUUGAUUGUUAUUAUUAUUAUUAUGAUUAUUAUUAUUAUUAUUAUUAUUACUGUUUCACUCGGUACUGCUACUGCGAGCAUCGUUCUCCUUUCCAUCCACGACUCUCCCUCCAAACCACACGUUUCUCCUCCUCCAGACAGGGCACUGUGGACACUGACACUGGAAACUGGACACCACCAGUGCAACAGACUCCCUCCUCCCUCAACCCCAGCGAUCGCUGCCAGCAACAACUCCCAAAAUCAACCGAAACUCGCCAGUGUUCGGGGACGUCCCGUCAGGGUCCCACUCAGCCUCGUCUUAAGCCCGUGGCUCCUUUUGAAUAAGGGAUCUUCCCUCCCCUCACCUCCCCCCCCUCCCCAAAUCUGCCAUCCUGUUCCUGCUGAGGGGGGCUGGGAUCUGACCGGCAUAUCACAUCGACAAUCGAUACCGAUCGGAGAUAGACGGGGAAAGAAACAGAAAGGAAGGGAGGGGGUAAAACCAAGACAGAAAGAAGGGAAUUGAGGAAUCGAGGAAUUACUGCCGGCGUAUGACGGAUGCGUGGCUCGUUCGGCCGAGGACCAUCGCGGAGCUGAACGGUCGAUUUGAAUUAUAAUUACAACUAUACGACACUCUCUUGCCAGCCAUGGCCGACUUCAUGGAGGGGGGCAGCUUUCUGCCUACCAUCAAGUGCUCCAGUUGCGGCGUCGACGUCGAGAUCUCUGCCAUGGGCGACCAUGUCUGCAGUCCACUCGCAGGUGAGAAAGAAAGCCGUCCUUUGUUCUUUGCCUAUCAAUUUAACAUAGCAUAUUAGAAGAAGAAGAAUCAGGAGAAGAAGAAGGAGAAGCAGUAAU